AGAAGCAUUAGCCAAUUUCUGCAAAAAUUCUCUCUAAGCAACGUCCAUUUCUCCAAUCCAAAUUCCGCCGAAUGACGACCUCCGUCAAGAACAACUUCUUCCCUCCUUCUCUUAUCUCUAAUCUUCAGCAAGUUCUCAUCAACCGGAACGAUGACGACGGCGGCGGCGGCCUCGAACAAACUUCUACUAAGGAUAAUGAUCCGAUUGAAGCUGUUGUUGCUUCUUCAUCUCCAAGAAGCAAUGUCCAUAGCAAUGGAUGUGAAGAUUCUGAAAAGGAAAUUGUUUUGGUUACAAAUGGAGAGGGAAUAGAUUCCCCUGGUCUCACUUCUCUCCUCGAGGCUCUUGUUCGUGAUUCUCGUUUUAAUGUUCACGUCUGCGCUCCUCAAUCAGACAGAUCCGUAUCUGGUCACUCGGUGACCGUUAGGGAGACUGUGGCUGCUUGUUCUGUUGAGAUUAGCGGCGUCACUGCUGCCUAUGAAGUUUCUGGAACUCCUGCGGAUUGUGUAUCUUUAGCUUUAUCGGGGACAUUAUUUUCUUGGUCUAAGCCUGUCGUGGUAAUCAGUGGAAUAAACAGGGGAUCAAGCUGCGGCCAUAAUAUGUUCUACUCAGGGGCUGUUGCUGCUGCCAGAGAGGCAUUGAUUUGUGGCGUGCCCGCUCUUUCCUUAUCCCUGAACUGGAAGAAUGGAGUAAGCUCGGAAAGACUUAAGGACGCAGCCAGUGUUUGUUUACCAUUACUGUAUGCUGCUAUAAAAGACAUCAAGAAGGAAAAGUUCCCCAAAAGUUGCUUAUUAAACGUAGAAAUUCCUACUUGUCCCAUUGCAAACAAGGGCUUCAAAGUAACCAGACAGAGUUUAUGGAGAUCCUCUUUGAGCUGGCAAGCAGUGUCAGCCAACAAGCAUCCAUCUGUCGGCCAUUUUAUGUCCAAUCAACAAAGCCUUGGUAUGAAGCUUGCACAACUUAGCCGAGAUGCCUCCGCAGCUGGUGCAGCUCGCCGCCUGAACUCACAUAGGAAGCACGUAGAGAUUGAAUCUGUUGGGGUUGCGGGAAAAGUGAAUUCCCCAAAAACAGUAAAGAAAUACUUCCGUUUAGAGUUCUCAGAAAAGGAGGAGGAAAAUGUUGAAGAGGAUCUAGAUUUUACAGCGGUUGAAAAUGGAUUUGUAUCGGUGACCCCAUUCUCUUUAACUGUUCAGCCGGAAAUCCAAGCUUUGGUGACUAAUUGGAUUACAGCUGCACUCGCCAGCGAGCAAUAAAACACCCUCUUCCAGCAUUGUGAAGUAAUUAAGAUUGCGUUUAGCUGGUUUCUACCAAGUGCACUCUGUAUUAUCUACCUAGUGUAAGUCCCUGUUAAACUUAAAUUUCAGGAGACUCGACUCGAGCCAUGAAUUUAGAACUUUUGACAUUUGAGGUUCAAAAUACUUCGUCUUGUGCUUUGCUUCUUGGCCUUGUACCUACUUAUGAAUGUUUAUAUAGUCUUCACUCUUUGUGGUCUUGCAAA
Molecule: messenger RNA, 1495 nt
Organism: Manihot esculenta (cassava)
Lineage: Eukaryota; Viridiplantae; Streptophyta; Magnoliopsida; Malpighiales; Euphorbiaceae
Product: 5'-nucleotidase SurE-like
Molecular function (GO): nucleotidase activity
Source: RefSeq, a predicted model, not a curated record